Messenger RNA from Meleagris gallopavo (turkey), 3593 nucleotides. The record is from RefSeq and is a predicted model, not a curated record. NCBI's taxonomy places the organism in Eukaryota, Metazoa, Chordata, Aves, Galliformes, Phasianidae.
CAAUUUCCGUAAUCUCUGUUUCUAGAGGAUUACCCCAAUGGGACGUGGCUUGGAGAUGAAAAUAACCCUGAGAUGCGGGUCCGUUGCCCCAUCACCCCUGCUGACAUGCUGCACAUCAGCACCAACUGCCGCACGGCCGAGAAGAUGGCGCUGACGUUGCUCGAUUAUCUCUUCCAUCGGGAAAUUCAGGCCAUCUCCAACCUUUCAGGCCAGGGGAAGCAUGGCAAGAAGCAGCUCGAUCCACUCAUGAUAUAUGGAAUCCGCUGUCAUCUCUUUUAUAAAUUUGGGAUCUCAGAAUCUGACUGGUAUCGAAUCAAGCAGAGCAUAGACUCCAAGUGCCGAACAGCCUGGAGGCGGAAGCAGCGGGGGCAGAGUCUGGCUGUGAAAAGCUUCUCAAGGAGAACGCCUUCGUCGUCAUCUUACAGUGGUUCAGAGGGUCCUCAGAGCUCAGUGUCAGCUUCAAAUGAGAUCCAGCAGAACCAACCACAGGCACUACACUAUGCACUGGCCAACGCCCAGCAGGUUCAGAUCCACCAAAUAGGAGAAGAUGGACAAGUCCAAGUAAUCCCGCAGGGCCAUCUCCACAUAGCCCAGGUUCCUCAAGGCGAGCAGGUCCAAAUCACGCAGGACAGCGAGGGAAACCUGCAGAUACAUCAAGUGCACGUUGGGCAGGAUGGGCAGGACUUGGAUUUAUGGUUCUUGGGGAUCUAUUCCACUCCAUAAUGUCAUAUAAUCCAUUGAGUGCUGAACUGAAAGCCAAAACUCCUCCUGCUCAGAUCCUGUGCCUGCUGUUGCUCAGUUGGACUUCAAUAAUUGGUGUGAAGGAAUACGGCCACAAACCGUGGGUGAGAAAUGUGAGGCUGUGUGACGAAGCUCCUUAACAUAUAGCACCUUAUUGCUGUAAGCACUGAGCUAGAGCAAGGAUUUCUCAUACACGCUGUCUGUUCCAUUGCAGGCAAGGGUUCAUGUUAACCUGCAGUCUUUUUUAAUUGCUGGAGGUGUAAAGUUUACCCCUUUCUGGCAUGUGGGAGACAGCAAGGCGAUGACUUCAGUGUGGCUCAUGGAUUUCUAACUUGUAGUUAUUAUUGUGUUCUUUGUAAAACUUGCGUUCGUUUUGCCAGGAGGAACUGAUAGUAGCAGGUUGAAAUAUCUAGAGGCAAAAACAUUCAUUUCUAAAGAAUUUAAAAUGGUAAAUUUUACAGUUUGUCAUCAGUGAUCCUGAUGCUGCACCAACCAACCCCAAAUCUGUAGGCUGCUUCCUUGGCCCUUCCAGCUUUGAACGGACAGCGUGACAGCUAGCAGCAAUCAGGAAACCAUUCAUCUGAAUGCCUCUUCUUUUGUGCGCAUCUUUCACUCGCUCUCAGUGCAUCCAGCAUUGCUUCAUACUCUGCAGAAUGAAGCGGUGUUGGGGUGCAGUAGUGAGCAGGUACCUUGAGAUUAUCCAAAGUGAGCUUGGUCUGCGCCAGGGAGAGAGCGACUGUGCUUGUGCCAUGGCCUGUGGUCCAUUGCUCACACUUUGUUGGAAUUUUGUUUACAUUUCAAGUUGCUCGGUACAAAAACCACUGUUAGAAUGCAUAGUGGCAAAAGCAAACCUUUUAUGUCUCCUCUGCUGCAAUCCAUUCUUAAGGCGUCUUGAACUGAAUGGAAAAGGUUGGACAAGUGGACCUGGAUAAGUGUCAGCUGGAAAGCUUUUGUAUUUAUCCACCCAAGGAGUUGCUUUUCAAAACUUAUGUAAAUAAGUUUAAUUUUGGAUAAUAACUACUUGCUUUCAAGUGAUUUGCUGCACUUACCGUGCCCAGCUAGUUGUACUGGUAUCUUUGACUUCCGUAGAUGCUCUCCUUAUUGAAGGUCCUUUAAGAUCAGCAAUUAGUCUAUACUGAUAAAGCUAUUUAUUCUUUUCUUUUUUUAUUUUGUUAGCUUGGAGGAAAUGUAGGAUACGUGCUAGAAAUUGUAGAAUCUCAUCCCAGCUCUGCCACAUCGUGACCCAUAGGAAAUUGGUGCAUUGCAUUGCUUCAGUUUUCUUGCCUAUGUGGUAGAUAGUUGCUGGUCUCAUCUCUCUCCCAAGGUAUUUUGUCACUCUUAAAGUGCUUGAAACUAAUACCAGACUUUCUGAUAAGCCCUUCCACAUGCCAUUUUUAUGGGAGUAAAAUAAAAAUGAGGUUAUCUAGAAUUGACAACAACUGUGAAUUUCAGAUUAACUGUGAAGUCUUUCUGCUCGAAAUCAGUGCAUCCCACUGCCUUGGAAAGAUCUUCUCCUCCAUUAUUCAUUACAAGGGCCUUAAAAUUAUACUCCAGUGACAAAGCUUUUAUUUAUUUUUAGACAAUUGGCAUCCACUUCUGGCUGACCUAGAAUGUUUCUUUGAUGACAAUGUCUGUGAUCCAGCUGGGUUUGCUGAAUGGUUGAAUAAACAAAGACAGAUAGUAAAAUGUGGGAAAGAAAAGGCUAUUUUUAUUAUAUUAGAGAAUCUGUCCAGCCGAGUCCAGGCCUGAUUCUAAAUGUCAUGUCUGUAGCAGUACACUUCAGUUAAGUGCCCUUGUGGUCUCUGCAGUAUUUCUGGAAUUUUAUCAUUAUUGGAUUUCAAGGUUACGAGAAGGUUAAGACCAAAAAGUUCAGAAUGAAGGUGAUUCACAAAGGCCUCUUCCUUCCUGAAGCAUGCAUGGUAUAGCUCAGGUUGAAUACAUAGAAGCCAGAGGAUAAGUAUAAGCCAGUUGUUUUCGACAUUAUUCAUCUUUUUUCAUUGUUGUUUCAUUUGCUGGCCAUUUGUUUUCAGCAGCUUCAAAACCAGCUUAAUUUUGAGAGGAUAACUCUGCUGGUAGCAAAGAGCUCCGGGUCACAGAAUAUACAGAAGCCUCUUGUUUUGACUGCAUCAAAUGGGUUUUUGAACUAAACGGUUUCCUGAUCCAAGUUUUUCUUUCUUCUUCAAAACGAAGAACAUAAACCAGUUACCAUGAGAGCAGUGUUGAGGGCAAUGGCUGGGAUUCAAAUCCACUGCAAAUUUAGAGAAAGUCAGUCCAUUCUACAAGGCUGAAAACCAAGUAGCAAACGACCUCCUUGCAUGUAUUUAAAUUUAGUUAUUACAAACAAUAGUGAUGAGCAGACAGCCUGAUGCUGUAGCUCUGAUACUCCUGGCACAGGAGGAGACUCGGUGAGCCCUGGAGUUCCAAGGGAUGUAGAACUUGGGCCAAUGAAAACCAUUACUUCCACCAUAAAAAGCAAUGGCACAGCUCAGAGUUCCAGUAUGAAUAUUGGGAAAAUGUUUUUACGGGGAAAAUAGUUUCACUUUUUUGUUUGGUGGGGUCGUUGCAUGUCUGAACGAGGAGCAAUUUUUCCAGUGUGUGUAGGAUAACCAGAUGUGCUUUGGCCUUGAAGUACAGUGCUGUCCUGUCAAGGCAGGGGUUAGUUCUACCAUGUGAAACUACUGAGUACCCAGCGCAUAUUUGUCUUGGAUUAGGAGCUUUAAAGGACUUAUUUAGAAUCCUUUCUGUUUAUCAGUUUCUAGAAUGUAAAAAAUGGCCUUUCUUGAUGACUUCAGUGUAAUUUUCCAUGGUUCGUACUGUUGGUGGUAAUAAAUAAAAUGCAAUAAGUUAUACGU